CAUUUUUGUUUUGGGAUUAUUCUAACAAUAACUAAUUCAUCACUGCAUUACUUGGAAUGUCUUGUUUAAAGUUAUUUAAAUUAUCAAAAAAUAAAUCAGAAUGUGAGAUAAUUAAAAAACCAAAGAAAAUUAAACAAUCGAAAACAGACAGCAAAUGGGGUUGGAUAAUUGUUGCAUCAUCAUUCUUGAUCCAGUUAAUCAUUGAUGGAACACUCAGUGGAUAUGGUGUUUUAUAUUUAUCUUUAAGAAAUGAUGAAGUAUUUAUCAGUGCAAAUUAUUCACAAACAAUAUUAUCACUGCCUGGAACUAUUCAACCUGGAUUUUUUCUUUGUACUGGUGCAUUUGUUAGUCCACUUAUUCGUAUGUUUGGAUUUCGUAUUAGUGGAUGUUUUGGAGCAUUUCUACUUGGUUUUGGUAUGUCUGUAGCAAGUUAUCUAAACAAUAUACACGCGUUUACAAUAUUUUAUGGAAUUGUAUCAGGUUCAGGUUUUGGUAUUCUAAUGGUAUGCGCUAUUGUUGCCGUCAAUUAUUACUUUGAUCGUUAUCGUGGUAUAGCAUCGGGUAUAGCAAUGUCUGGUGCCGGUAUUGGUACAUUAUCUAUACCAGUAUUGUAUAAUUGGAUUAUGCCUAUAAAAGGUUGGCGAUUAAGUCUACUGAUGUAUUCGUUGACUGUUGGCUUACUAACAGCUUUAGCUUCACUUACUUUUAAACCAUUUAUAACAAGUAAUGUUGACAGUGACGCUGAAUUCACUGAACAAUCUGUAAUUGUUGAAGAAAUGAAAAUCAAUAAUCCAGAUGAAAUAUGUGUUAUGAAGAAUAUACCAGAAAUUCAGUGUUUUGAGGAAAAAACAUUACAAUCAGAUGAAAUAAUAAAUCCGAACAGAACUGGUGAUAUAAUAAUUCAGUCAAAUGGUAAACUUGAUGAGUCUACAUUACAAGUUAUAAAAAAUUCUACAAAAGAAGAAAGCGAAGAAAUAAAUGAACCUAAUGGUCCGGCUUCAUCAGAUAGAGAAAAAAGUCAAUUGAAUAUUGAUGCCUGUGAUAAACUCCUACGUGAUAGUAAUACAAAGAAAGAGAGAAAAAUUUCUAUUGGAUUCACUAAUGCUCUACGUCAAUUUUUGUUAAAUCAAAAAGACUUACCAGCCUCAUCAGAAAAUGCCAGUGAUGUAGGCGAAGAAGGGGCAGAAGAAGACGACGACGACACAGAGUCAACAGUUGGUUCAAGACUAUGGAAAUCAAGUUUAGGCUUCAAGCAAUCAAAACCAUCGUAUAAAACAAGUCGUCAGUUGAAUAAACCAGAAUGUGACCAUGUUAAACGUAUAAGACGUAUGACAACAACAACUGAUUCACACGGUUAUGAUCCCAUACACUAUUCAAAUCAUGUGAUAACACCAGUGAAAAAAACUCGCCGAAAACAAUUUAUGUCCCAAUUCUCUACACCAUUUGAUAAACCAGAUGCAUUUUAUUCAGCUAGUCUGGCGAAUUUAAAUCCACGUUCUUCACAAAUACUUGUUGCUUAUAAAAAAUCAAUAUGUACUACUACAAAUCCAUAUUCUAAGGGUUUAACUUCACUACACUCAUCUAAACCAUCAUUGAUUUAUUUGACUAAUGAACCAAUGAGUAAAAAACGUAGUACUACUGAUUUUAUUAGUAGUAAUAUGUCAAUCCAGUCGUUUUCUACUUCAAUGUCAAAUAGACAAUACGAUCAAGAGUCAUUACAACCACCGCUACCAUCACAGCACCAACAACAACAACACCAGCAACAGCAAAUGGAACAAUUAACUUCAUUUGAUAAUCAAAUCUUUAAAUCAACACGAAGUAAUAUCUUCUCUGAGUGUGAUGUCAUACCCGAGGAAGAGUUGUUCACUACUACGACUAAUAAUAAUAAUAAACUUGAAAAUUACAGGUGUACAGUUGAAACUGAAUAUCCAACAAAGAUGCCAUUCAUAUAUCAACCUCAAAGAUAUUUGAUAACAUUUGGUCAAAGAACAAUUAAACUAUUCGAUUUAGGUUUAUUUACUGAGAUGUCAUUUUUAUAUUUAAUUGGAAUUGGAAUAACAAGUCAACUGGCGUAUUUUAUUCCAUAUGUUUAUUUAAUUGAUUGUGCAAUAAGUUAUGGAAUGGAACAAGAUCGUGCUGUCAUUAUUGUGAUGAUAUUAAGCAAAGCAAAGCACCACAAUGGACUGUCCAAAUAACGAGAUAUAUUUCGGAACCAAAUCGCGGACUGAAGCGGAAGCUAAGCUAGCUAUUUAUCGUGCACGAAAGUGGCACGACGGAGUACCAAAUGGCAAGGAUGCUUGAUCGGGAGCCUUCAGCUAAACAAGUUGACUUAAACUCUAAGGGUAAGAAUCCAAUGUUCACUGAUGAUUCCUAUGGUCAAUAAUUUUGGGGAAUUAUUUACCGCUACAGCUCAUCCCUCCCUAGUGGGGUUGUGAGGACCCUAAGAGAGAACCCGCCAGAAGUAAAAAAACUCGAUGGUUCCCUUUCAGGUGAAAAAAAUCUUCCGAGCGGCUUGGUGGCGUGCCUACUGGUCUGUCUGCCUAUGUUAAUAGGGUGUUUGUACAUCGCUUCCUUGAUGCUGUUCGUUGGAUCCCGUGCUUCGUUUGUUUCUUGUCCAGUGCCCGUCGCACAUGGAAAAAAAAUUGAUAAAAUUGACAAAUAUAAUCACAAAUGGAUAUUAUCUGUUUGGUUCACAAGGUAUACUGCAUACAAUUGGCCGUGUUAUCUCUGGAAUAAUGGCGAAUAUCUUUCAUUUUGACUCAGUUUAUUUAAGUGGAUUAUCAACAUUUAUUGGUGGAUUAGCUCAUCUACUGCUUGUUUUUAUACUACCGCGUACAUUUACAUGGUAUGCAAUAUAUGCAAGUGUUUAUGGUCUAUGCAGUGGUAUACCUAUACCACUUAUACCAAUACUUCUAGUUCGUUUCAGUGGGCUUGAACGUUUAACAACAAGUUUUAGUAAUUUAAAUUUAUUGAAAGGUAUCUCAUCGAUGGUUGGACCUGUGAUAGCAAUAAGCAUAGUUGAGCAAACAGGCCAGAAAGAUUAUUACUUCCUUGUCGCUGGAAUAUGUUAUAUAACUUCAGCACUACUACAUCUUGGAUUAUGUAGAUAUCCAUGCUGUAAAAUACCACAGUCAGUUGAUGAAGAUGAUUUUGAAGAUCCAUAUGCUGUGUGUUGUUCAUGUAUGACGAAAGGGCAGUCAACAGAGAAGACCAAUGCAUAAUGCGGUGAUUGUACAUUGAACACAGUGAAAACAGAAUAACUAAACAAAGCAAGAGAUUGUGUGUGUUUCUCUCUUCAACAAAUUAAAACAACACCUAUUAUUAUGAUUCAACGAUUUCCGAAUUAUAGUGAUUAGUCAAAUUUUAUAAACUAUCUUCCAGCAUUUUGUUUUUAUAAAAGUCUGGUUUUUUUAGU
Trichobilharzia regenti is the source of this 3415-nucleotide messenger RNA. The record is from the annotation of a GenBank genome assembly. NCBI's taxonomy places the organism in Eukaryota, Metazoa, Platyhelminthes, Trematoda, Strigeidida, Schistosomatidae.